Messenger RNA from Vigna umbellata (rice bean), 781 nucleotides. RefSeq names its product small ribosomal subunit protein uS17-like. Gene Ontology annotation, molecular function: structural constituent of ribosome. Gene Ontology annotation, cellular component: cytosolic small ribosomal subunit; ribosome. The record is from RefSeq and is a predicted model, not a curated record. Gene Ontology annotation, biological process: translation. Lineage: Eukaryota; Viridiplantae; Streptophyta; Magnoliopsida; Fabales; Fabaceae.
UAGUUUCAGUGCACCUCAUUAGGGUUUCAGUGUUGAGGCUCUUAUUCUCUGCGGCUGCACGCUUCGCCGUCUGAAACAGAGUACUAGCUAUGGCUGAACAGACAGAGAAGGCUUUUCUGAAGCAACCGAAAGUGUUUCUAUGCUCUAAGAAAGGUGGGAAGGGAAAGAGGCCAGGGAAAGGUGGGAAUCGCUUUUGGAAAUCAAUUGGGCUUGGAUUCAAGACUCCCAGAGAUGCCAUUGAAGGGACCUACAUUGACAAGAAGUGCCCUUUCACGGGCAAUGUUUCCAUCAGGGGUCGUAUCUUGGCUGGUACAUGUCACAGCGCUAAGAUGACAAGGACCAUCAUUGUCAGGAGGAAUUAUCUUCAUUUUAUUAAGAAAUACCAGAGAUAUGAAAAGCGUCAUUCAAAUAUUCCUGCACACAUAUCUCCUUGUUUCCGCGUUAAAGAAGGAGAUCAUGUUAUUAUAGGCCAAUGCAGGCCAAUAUCAAAGACAGUGAGGUUCAAUGUGUUGAAAGUAAUUCCAGCUGGAUCCUCUAGCGGUGCAAAGAAGGCAUUUACGGGAAUGUGAGAAUUUUGUCAAUAUUAAGUAGUAGAAUCACCUUGCGGAGAAUACUGUUCAAAUGCUUCAAGGUUGAGUUAAAUUAAGUCAAAUUUUGUGAUCUUUCAAAGCUUCUUGAUUUGAGUGAUUGUAUGUUCAGAUUUUUUGAUGCAUAUUAUGAUUCUUAAACAAUAGUUACGAUUGUUUCUAUUUCUUAGAUUAUGUUUACACAUCUUGUCUUC